Molecule: messenger RNA, 1350 nt
Organism: Aphanomyces invadans
Lineage: Eukaryota; Oomycota; Saprolegniomycetes; Saprolegniales; Verrucalvaceae
Exons: 3
Coding region: 57-1046 (329 amino acids)
Molecular function (GO): 3'-5'-RNA exonuclease activity
Source: RefSeq, a predicted model, not a curated record
AUUGCUCGGUUCAACGAGUGUGUCAUCGCUGAGGGCGGCGCACCACCGUCGUGACCAUGCGCCGUCGAAAGCUACAGGACCUGCGUGUAUUGAGCUUUAACCUCCUUGCGCCUUGCUACUUCCGUCAUGGCGGCCGGCUCGAAGCCACGGACUCACGGCAAUACAUGGGUCGCCUCGGUGCGUUGGUGUCCCCGCUCAAAGCCGAGCUCGCCAACAUCAUGUGCCUGCAGGAGUUUUGGUUUGACGAAACGUACAUGCGGACGUUCCAGUCGCAUUUUCCAAAUUUUAGUUGCUACGCAUCCAAGCGCCCGGGGCUCAAGGAGGACGGGCUCGCGAUAUUCAUCGACCACUCCAAGUUGGCGAUCCACAACUUUCGCCAGCUCGAUUUCGACAAGGCCGGCGAGCGCGUCGCCAUGCUCAUGCACUUGAGCUUCCUUCCAAACUUGCUACCGACGCACACGCACUCGUUCAUGGAGCGGUCGUUCCUUCUCAUCAACACGCAUCUCACGUUUCCACACUCGGACAUCAACCGUGUCAUGCGAAUGAACCAGAUUGAGACUAUGCUCGACGCUAUCCAGGAAUACCAGCGCAAGGAGCACCUCGAGCAAUGUCCGGUGAUCAUGUGUGGCGAUUUCAACGACAUCUACGACCCAGUUCACAACCUCGUCAUGAGCCAAGGCUUCCAGAGCGUCUUUGCCGAAGUCCACGGCCGCGAGGCCAAGAUUACGCACUGCAACCACAACAACAGUGAAGUCGGUGUCGACUUCAUCUUUAGCUACAACCCGCCGGCGCCGCCUCAAGCGCCCAAGGACCUCGAAAAACAUGUGAUUCUCCUACCCAACUCAUGCGACCUCCUGCCUCGGUCUCUGCCCGAUUCGACACGAUUAAAACGGCCCGAGUUUCUCUCUCCAAUGACUCCAUGGGAAGCCGUGCAGUUUGAAGACUCGACGGCGCAAUCGAUCUCGGACGCCGUCGACUACUGGCGCCUUGUCUCGGACCACCGGCCUUUAGUGGCCAAAUUUGAAGUCGAUACGAAUUCGUUGUAGCUCAGUCUUACGGACGACGAUGUAGCAAUUGGUUGGUGUUCGUGUCACAUAGUUCGAUCCAUUGUCCUUGCAUGGAAUGCGAUGCCAUGAAAGAUCGAUUCCCACGACUAGUAGAUCAAAUCCAGCCACUUUUAGCCGGUGCCUUUCCCAGGAUGCCUUCGAACGACGUCGCUGUACAAGGAGCAUCAGCACCACCUCGACAUCUUCCACAUCUGGGCUCUGGAACGAUCACGGGUCGUUGUCGUGUCCACAAGGCAAGCACUCAUGAAACUUUUCAUCAUGUUGUCUCGCGAUUACAUCGAAC